AUGCAUCUCACACUCGCUUGUGGUGUCCAGUCGCUCAUUACUUUCCUGACCUGCCUUAACGUCAUAUUCAUUAAUCAUGUCAGCGCUCUUGCCAGCACCGACACAAUCACCUGGGGCGGCUCAAACGACAGAACUGGCUAUCAAAACAAUCACAACAUGGACCCGACAAUCGUCGGAAGCGCUCAAUUUGGCCUACUCUACAAAACCCAAUUGCCUGGAACUUAUCUCAUCAACGGACAAAAUGUGCCCGAACAAAUAUUCUCUCAGCCUCUGGUCUACACCGGCUCUGAUGGUGUUCAAUUUGUCUACGUCGCAACAACUCAGAACAAUGUGUACAAAAUCAAUGCAAAGACCGGCGUGAUCGUGGCUUCUCGAAAUUUGCAUCGUCCGUUCCUGGUCAGUGACCUGAAUGGAUGUGUUGAUAUUAAUCCUACUGUCGGCGUGACCGCCACUGGUGUGAUUGACCCAGAUACGGAUACUUGGUAUUUGACGUCAAAAACCUAUACAGACCAAAGCCUCAACGGUCCGACUGGCCGUCCAAAUGGUCGCUACUACAUACAUGCUAUCAGCACCUUGGAUCUUUCAGAGAAGCCCAAUUUCCCCGUCAAUUUGGAAGGCAUGGCUGCCAGAAACAACCCUGUACGAUCUUUCAAUGGUGGUAUCCAUCACCAACGUCCUGGUUUACUUCAUACUGGAGAUUAUGUCUACGCCGGUUUUGCUAGUCAUUGUGUCCAAUGGAACUUUACCGGCUGGAUCGUGGGCUGGCACAAACAGACUGGUCAGCUAGUGGAAAGAUUUGCGACAGAAGGGGCCGGUGUUGGGUCCGAUGUCCCGGGAGCUGGAGUGUGGAUGUCCGGCGGCGGGCUGGCAAGUGAUGGCAGAGGCUCGAUGUUUUUCGCCACCGGCAACGGCUAUGCUUCCCAACUCAAUGGCGUACCGGUCAAUGGACGACAUCCGCCAACUUCCCUCGAAGAGGCAGCUGUUCACAUGUCAAUCAAUGAAGAUGGCUCUUUGACGGUGGUUGACUUCUUUAUGCCCUGGGAAAAGACUCAGCUGGAUGGCGCCGAUAAAGACCUUGGGACAUCACCUUUAGAACUUCUUCCCGCCCAAUUCUCAUGUGGCAACAUCACAAGGAUGGGCGUAGUGACCGGCAAAAGUGGCAAGACAUACUGGCUGGAUCUUGACAACCUCGGAGGUUAUCAAAAUGGACCUAACAAGCUUGACAAUGUCAUUCAGGUCUACCAGAACGAGAACUCAGUCUACGCUGGUGCAGGUGUCUACCCGUUGGAAGGAGGGUACAUCUACAUCAAUGUUAUCCAGUAUCAGACUCAUGUGUUCAAGUUCUCUUGCGACAACGGCGUUCCGUACUUCAACAAAGUGGCUGAUUCCCCAGAAAAGAAUGCUUACGUCCUCGGGGUCGGUCAUGGCACGGUCACUUCUCUGAACGAUCAGCCAGGUACUGGCUUGGUUUGGACAUCAGAUGUCGAAGGCUCCAAUCUCCGAAUUUACAAUGCAGUGCCUGAGAAUGGCCUGCUCAAGGAGAUCAACUCUUUUGUCACGCCUGGGACCACAAAAUUCACAAGACCUGUCUUCGGUGACGGCAUCGUAUAUCAAUGCACUACACUUGGAUACCUUUAUGCGUAUGGAGCACCUGUCAAUCUACCCCUUGUAUGCAGCGGUCUUCAAUUCGGCACAGCCAACCUCAAUACCACGACAUCCGCUAUGGCCGUCCAAUGUCAGGCCAAAACUGCUCUUACCGUCACUGCAGCAAGCCUUUCGGGCAAUUCCAAUUUCGCCUUCACUGGCCUUCCUGCCUUGCCAUUUGCUGUAAACCAGGGGCAAAACUUCUCCUUUCAGGCAACUUUUACUCCUCAAACCGUUGGCCCGCUCUCCUCGUCGGUGAUCCUGAACACUACCCAGCAAGCAGGUGGCUUCAGCAUCAAUACGCCUGUUAACCUCAAAGGUACUGGUCAGAGUCAGGCCCCACUCCUGAUGAUCACUCCAAACACCGUCAGCUGGAACGGAGUCAUUACAGGACAAGAAGCUGGAGGAGUCAAUCAAUCGGUCAUUAUCAGCAACCUUGGCAACGGCCAGUUAAGCAUCACCAGCGUCUCCUACUCGGUUAUAGGAGAGACGGGUCCAUGGACAACGCCUAAUGGUACGCAAGCAGCAACUGUUGUAUCCGCUUUCACGUUUUACAGCAUGCCAUCAUCAGUAGCGCCGAACAGCGCUGUGACUGUUCCUAUCAAUUUCAAUCCGACGUCGAGUGGAGAGUAUGCUGUCUUCGUCAAGGUUGACAGCAAUGGAGGAUCAAAAGUGUAUGAUGUACUUGCCGCAGGUUCGGACCAACCUAAAGCUGUCCUCGAAUUCCAGACUUCUGAUGGCGGAUGGGUCCAGUAUCAGAACGGCAAAUCCUUUAGCUUUGGAAAUGUCACGGAAAACACGACUCGCUACCUCAAGUUACGGCUUACCAACAACGGCACUACAAACGCAGCCCCCAUCUCGGUAACGGUCAGCAAACCUCCCUUCGGUAUUUCUGGGAGUAUUGUUGGUAGCAACAACAAUGUCGAUCUUGCCGAAGGCAGCCUUGUAUAUGCCGGACAAAAUGCCACCGCUACGCUUUAUUGUUCGGUUCCCAAGAGCCAAAUCAACGUCGAUCCCUACAAUGGGACAGCUCAGUGGACCAUGAAUCUCAACGAUCCUACAUUCGGCAAGCAGUUGAUUCAAUUCUCCUGCAAUGCGGUCUCUGAACAAGCAGCACCGCUGAACCCUGUCACUCAACAAGGAAUCUACAGAUAUGCAGGCUGUUUCAAAGAAAACAACCCUGGUCGGCAGCUUCAAACUAACAUAUACAGCGGCCCGCUCAACACGAAUGAGCAAUGCGUCGCGAAGUGUUCGGCUGCUGGAUAUAUUUUUGCUGGGACACAGUACACUCAAGAAUGCUGGUGUGGCUAUAAUCGCCCUAUACUGGUCACUGACGAUGCCAACUGCAACUUUGCUUGUACCGGAAACAACAAUGAGAUUUGCGGCGGCAACGGAAUCAACGGGGAUGGUUCCUUCAUGUCUUUGUUUGGCGAUAUCACUCGCUGGAACGGCAACACUACAGAUGCUCCAGGCCCGUACGUCAACCCUGGUGUUCUUGGCUUCAAUAGCCUUGGCUGCUACACUGAAGGGUCUCAGACUCGUGCUUUGAAUGUGCAGCCAACCUCCAACAAUACUGUGGCCGGCUGUAUUCAAGGUUGCCAGGGCUAUUUGUAUGCAGGAGUGGAGUAUGGAGGUCAAUGCUUUUGUGGGAACUCCUUAUCGGCUGGAGCGGUCAGCGCUACCGCAACAGACUGCAGCAUGGCUUGUAAUAACAAUCAGACAGAGCUCUGCGGAGGUCCAAGUCGUCUCAACAUGUACAUUUACGGCAACGGUACUCUCCUUACAUCGACACCUACAGCUGGGACAGGAGGAGGCAAUAAUCCCGCCAAACCAACAGGUCUUGCUGUUCCGCCAGCCAUCGGCAAUUUCAGCUAUGUGUCCUGCUAUACCGAGGCAACUACUGGCCGAGCGCUUAGCGGCUUCACUCUGGCUGACAACAGCAUCACUCUUCAAACCUGUGCAAGCAACUGUACCCAGUAUCGAUAUUUUGGGGUCGAGUAUGGCCGCGAAUGCUACUGUGGAAACACCAUCGCGGCAGGCAGUGCACCAGCCACUGAUGGUCGCUGCAAUAUGGGCUGUGCAGGCAACUCGAGUGUUCUGUGUGGUGGACCCAGCGGUCUGACUCUGUACAACAACACACAGUGGACGUCAACACCCACUACUCCUGCUCGACCCACCGGGCCAACCAACGUUCCCAGUGUUGGUAAUUACCAAUAUUCUGACUGUCACACUGAAGCCACAAAUGGGCGUGCUCUUACGGGCUUCGCCAUCGCCUCAAACGACAUGACUGUGCAGUACUGCGCAGGAAAUUGCACCGGCUUCACCUACUUUGGUGUUGAGUACGGUCGAGAGUGCUACUGUGGAAAUAAUAUCGGCACAGGUUCGGUCACGGCUACGGAUGGACGAUGUUCCAUGACUUGUGCCGGCAACUCGUCGACCAUUUGUGGUGGACCAAAUGGGUUGAGCUUCUACAAAUUCAUCGCGCCUUCAAAUUCGAGCUCAAGCAGUUCUAUGUCGAGCACGAGAAGUACCACAUCAACACCGCUCCUUUCAAUGUCGACGUCGAGUACAUCUACGAUAAAUCGCUUCUCCAAUUCUACCACGACAUCAAGUCUCAGUCUUCCGUCCACAUCGACUAUCAGCGCAGUUGCGACGAGUCGCUCGUCAACUCUUACGACAUUGGGUAGCAUCGCAAGCAGACCUUCAACUCCAAGCAGUCCGAUCAGCGUAAUCUCGACGUUAUCGUUGUACGCCAAUUCGAGCACAUCCAUGACUACCCGACCUUCGACCUCGAACUCAAUCCAAAGUUCAGUAUCCAGCUUGAAUGGUACUUCGACAACGACCUUCACAACCUCAGUCCGUUCCACUUCAAGUGUCAUUGCCUAUACUAGCACGGCUUCGACGGCUUUGUCGACUUCAACAUCAUUAGGCAGAUCUUCAUCACUUACGACCACGGCUUCGACAUCUCGUCUUUCAAGCCUCAGCACCAGCCUUUUGUCCUCAAGCACCUCCCAGUCUGGGUCUUCAACUUUGACAUCAAGCACGAACACGACUGCUGGCGCAAGCCGUAGCUCCGGCUCCACGGGCGCCACCGCCGCUGGGGCAAGCUCUACCUCAACUUCGCUCACGUUUACUGCAUCCGGCUCUUUCUCAUUGAGUAGUAGCACAUCAUCGACUUUGUCGAGGUCCACUACGAUACUCAGCACAACGGUGAGCACCACCGGCAACCCCAGUUUUAGCACGAGCUUCGUUGUACGGACGUCCUUGAGCAGCACCGCAGCCUCCACCCUAAGCUCAGCAUUGACUCCAGUGUCUACGCGCUCGAGCAGCUCAAUUUCGAUCUCUACCUCGUCAUCAUCCCUCUUUUCGAGGGUCUCAUCCAGCACCCCGACAACUCCUCCCACCACAAUCACCACAACCACCAGCGGGACCUCCUUUGCCACCAGGACUACUACUACUAGCUCGACCGCGAACGCCUUUUACCCAAACAUAUACAUAGGCUGUGCCUCGGAACUUGCCAACUCGCGCCUGCUCUCCAGUCUCUCCACCACCAACUCUAGCAUGACCAUUGAAAUGUGUCUCUCAUUCUGCACAUCGCAAAACUUUCCCCUCGCCGGCCUCGAGUACUCUCGCGAAUGUUACUGCUCGUCGUCCUCGUCCCUACCACCCAACACGGCCCUCAACGCCACGGACUGCAACAUGCCCUGCGCCGGCGACCCCAGCCAGACAUGCGGCGGCCGCUCUCGCCUGAGCAUAUAUAACAACACAUCGCUGUCCCCGCCGUCCGCCAAGGCCUCGGUCUCGGGAUACACAUACCAGGGCUGCUUCACGGACCCGAGUAGCUCGCAACGCACGUUGUCGGGCUACAGCACGAGCAACGGCGCGAUGACGCAGGAGUUAUGCGUCUCUACGUGUGCGGGCCGUGGGUACAGAUACGCGGGCGUCGAGUACGCACGUGAAUGUUACUGCUCGAAUGUGCUUGGGUUGGUGGCGGAUGGCACGGGCAAAGGCGUGCAGACGGGAGAGGGCGAUUGCAGCAUGCUGUGCGCGGGGGACAAGGGAGAAGUUUGUGGUGCCGGGAAUAGGAUUGGGGUUUGGAUGGCUCAGUAGUAGCUUUGAUGAACCUUUUUGGGGGGACUGCUUCUACAUUCUUUUCAGUGGUUGCCGAGUGAGUUGAAAUGGGAUGGUUGAAGGGGAGACAAGCUCACAACCGCGGAGUCGUUCUUUCUUGAUGACGACGGAUCUUGGUGGUCGUGCAGAUGCUCGGCUUCGCGUGGGUUCAAGUCACUGGGAAGGAAGAACGAGGGGAGCAUGUUGUUCGUUUCUUUGGGUUACUUCGUUCGCGUUGUAUUUCUAUUCACUUCAGACUCGUCAAUUCUUCAAAACUACAGAGUACUGCAUUUCGAUAUUCA
Messenger RNA from Exophiala xenobiotica, 6056 nucleotides. RefSeq lists its product as uncharacterized. Bases 1 to 5754 code for a protein of 1917 amino acids. NCBI's taxonomy places the organism in Eukaryota, Fungi, Ascomycota, Eurotiomycetes, Chaetothyriales, Herpotrichiellaceae. The transcript has 8 exons. The record is from RefSeq and is a predicted model, not a curated record.